AUGCCCGCCCUCAUCCCAACAUACUACCUCGCCCUCACCGCCGGCAACGUCGCCGUCCUCAGCUUCGCCUGGGGCAGACUCGCCACUCCCUUGGCUGGUCCUCAACUGACACAACAACGCACCCGUAUUGUGCAAAAGGCAAAGGCCGUCGCCAUGAAGCCAGCGACCUCGCCAUUCCCAAGAGGCGCCCACACACUGCCCAUGUUUGAUGCGGCACCUAUGUAA
This is a messenger RNA of Venustampulla echinocandica, 225 nucleotides long. RefSeq lists its product as uncharacterized. Lineage: Eukaryota; Fungi; Ascomycota; Leotiomycetes; Helotiales; Pleuroascaceae. The record is from RefSeq and is a predicted model, not a curated record. Bases 1 to 225 code for a protein of 74 amino acids. The transcript has a single exon.